This is a messenger RNA of Cylicocyclus nassatus, 838 nucleotides long. NCBI's taxonomy places the organism in Eukaryota, Metazoa, Nematoda, Chromadorea, Rhabditida, Strongylidae. The record is from the annotation of a GenBank genome assembly.
AUGUCCAGGUAUGGAAGGCAAAGAAGCUGUCUCAAAGUUCCUUGUAAAAAACGCUCCCCCGUCUGUCUACUAUAUUCCUGAUUUUAUAACACCUGAAGAAGAAGAGGUGCUCAUCUCAUGCAUCGAAAAUGCACCACAACCAAAAUGGACAGUCUUGCUCAAUCGGCGUCUGCAGAUGUAUGGCGGUGUUGUUGGGAAGAAAGCUCUUAUCCCUGCCGAUGAUAUUCCACUGGAGCUCAGCUAUCUGAUGAAGAAAAUUGAUGAGUUACACUUCUUCCCCACCACAAAUCAUGCGUUGAUCAACGAAUAUAAACCCGGCCAAGGAAUUAUGCCACAUACGGAUGGACCGGCUUUCUAUCACGUUGUCUCAAAUGUGACCAUGGGUUCUCACGCACUUCUGGACUUCUAUAGGCCGAUCAAUCCUGAGCAUGCCGAAAGCGAUGACGAACGAUAUAUCGGUUCGAUGCUUCUGCAGCCACGCAGUCUUUUUCUCAUGACAGAUGAUGCGUAUGAAAAACUUCUUCAUGGUAUCAAAGAGGUAACAGAAGACGUCAUCGAUGACAAGGUUUUCAAUCCUGGAGAGCAGUUAGGAAAAACAUUAACACGUGGUACAAGGUUUUCCUUCACAAUUCGCCAUGUUCCAGUGGUGUCCAAAUUAAGCGUUGGAGCACUGCUAACGAAAAAGACGUGAUCCACAAAUGCAUAUCUGGGCAGUCUUCCAAAGAAACAAAAUGUCGCCUAUAUGUUUACAUUUAUGCCAUUUUGCCGGUGAUGGGUUAUUUGAGGUUUUUGUACUUUUUCAUAUCUCAAAGAUUCAUUCAUAAAAUUAUUUGACAAA